This is a messenger RNA of Mesorhabditis belari, 246 nucleotides long. The record is from the annotation of a GenBank genome assembly. Lineage: Eukaryota; Metazoa; Nematoda; Chromadorea; Rhabditida; Rhabditidae.
AUGUACUACGAUGGAGGGAUUUUCGAUACAAGUUGCGAGGAUUUGUCCGGAUUGGGAGGACAUGCGAUGGUCAUAACGGGAUACGGAGUGGAGGACGACUACCCGUACUGGAUCGUGAGAAACUCGUGGGGCACAAGUUGGGGAGAAGAUGGCUAUGCUAGGAUAUGGGCCGGUCAAGAUCUUUGCUCGGUCGAGUCCUACUUCAUGGAUCAAGCUCAAAUUUAUAAUGAUGGAGCUGAUAUGAAC